Messenger RNA from Aspergillus sclerotioniger CBS 115572, 2088 nucleotides. RefSeq names its product putative acyl-CoA synthetase. Bases 1 to 2088 code for a protein of 695 amino acids. Lineage: Eukaryota; Fungi; Ascomycota; Eurotiomycetes; Eurotiales; Aspergillaceae. The record is from RefSeq and is a predicted model, not a curated record. The transcript has 4 exons.
AUGUCACUCCACCCACAGCAAUUGGUACACACGGCGUCCCUGCGGGACCCCGAAGGCUUUUGGUCUCACCAGGCAGAACAAUUGCACUGGCAUAAAAAGCCAUCGUGUGUCAUCAGCCACCAGUCUAAGACUGUGCCUAGCGGUGCCAACCAUGAUCAUUGGACUUGGUUCCCAGACGGAGAGAUCUCUACAACUUACAACUGUGUGGAUCGGCACGUUGAGAACGGGAAUGGAGAUAAUGUUGCAAUUAUCUGGGAGUCUCCCGUGACGGGGACCAAGGAGAAAUAUACCUAUCGACGGCUGUUGGACGAGGUAGAAGUUUUGGCGGGAGUGUUGAGGGAAGAGGGUGUACGAAAGGGGGACGUUGUCAUUAUCUACAUGCCUAUGAUUCCUCCGGCGCUCAUUGCUGCUUUGGCGAUCGCGCGCUUAGGCGCUAUACAUGCAGCUGUCUUUGGCGGAUUUGCAGCCAAGUCACUUGCGCAGCGUGUCGAAGCAGCCAAGCCACGCAUAAUUAUGACGGCGUCGUGUGGUAUCGAAGGAUCGAAAGGCCCUAUCGCCUAUCGGCCGCUAGUCGAGGGGGCUAUUGAACUGAGCCACUUCAAGCCGGAGAAAGUGAUCGUCUGGCAGAGGGAUCAGUUACGAUGGAACAACCCCGACAAGUUAAGCGGACAACGAAACUGGCAACGGCUGGUGAAGAGCGCGCGUAUGCGUGGCAUCAAGGCCGAGCCGGUACCCGUGAAUAGCACGGAUGGAAUAUAUAUAAUUUAUACUAGCGGCACCACGGGAUCGCCCAAAGGAGUGUUUCGAGAGGCAGGAGGUCAUGCGGUUGGACUCCAGCUUUCGGUUAGGUAUCUGUUUGACAUCCAAGGGCCGGGAGAUGUCAUGUUCUGCGCCUCCGACAUUGGCUGGGUGGUCGGCCAUUCAUACAUCUUGUAUGGACCACUCUUGGUUGGGGCAACGACUGUCCUCUUCGAAGGGAAACCAGUGGGAACGCCAGAUGCAGGCACAUUCUGGCGGGUCAUUGAAGAGCAUAAGGCCCACGUGCUGUUCACGGCACCUACAGCCAUGCGGGCCAUCCGCAAGGAUGACCCAGACAAUCGCUGCUUUAAAGAAGUUGCCCGACGUGGCGGUCUCCGACACUUUCGCGCACUGUUCCUUGCCGGCGAACGGAGCGAGCCCAGCAUUAUCCAGGCCUAUCAGGAACUCUUGAACCAAUAUGCCGCACCCGGUGCAGUGGUAGUGGACAAUUGGUGGUCGUCGGAGUCUGGGGCCCCCAUUUCUGGGCUGGCGCUGAGGAGCGCCGCUGCAAUAGCGUCAUCAUCGUACAGCAAUGAUAAAGUGAAGCCGUUGGCCAUCCGACCAGGAUCGGCGGGUCUAGCCAUGCCUGGCUUUGACGUACGUGUUGUGGACGACGAGGGAAAGGAGGUCCCUCAAGGUACGAUGGGCAACAUUGUGCUAGGCAUGCCACUGGCACCUACAGCAUUCACAAAACUCUUCAAUGACGAUGAGAGAUUCUACCGGGGCUACCUGCGUAGAUUCAGAGGACAGUGGAUCGACACAGGAGAUGCAGGUUUGGUUGAUACUGAUGGAUAUAUACAUAUCAUGGCGCGGUCGGAUGACAUCAUCAACGUCGCUGCACAUCGCUUCAGUACCGGUAGGCAUUGUCAAUGUGCCAUUGAGCAAGCGAUCCUUUCGCAUGCGCAAAUAGGAGAGGCCAGCGUGGUUGGCAUACCUGACACGCUGAAGGGACAUCUCCCAUUUGCGUUCAUCCAACCACGGACAGCAACCGGGCCCCUACCCGCGACGCCAGAGGCAGAACUGUUCCAGGAAGUGAAUCAGCUGGUGCGAGAGCAGAUUGGGGCGAUCGCGUCCCUUGGGGGUAUGAUUCAAGGACGGGGAAUGAUCCCCAAGACGCGUAGUGGAAAGACGUUGCGACGGGUGCUGCGGGAGCUGGUCGAGCAAGCUGUGCGCGGAGAAUACGAGGCGCCCGUGAAUGUACCACCGACGGUCGAAGACACGGAGGCAGUGGACGAGGCGCGACGACGGGUGCGCGAGUACUUUGAGCGACGGGAACGGGCGAAGCUAUAA